UUAAAAGCACUUUGUACCAAAUCAUAAAAACCAGUUGUUCAUCGCCCCCCAGUCAGGCUUCACUGCUCUCACUCUCACUCUCACUCUCCUUCCACUAUCUUCCCCAGCCUCUUUCUGGGAGCACUGUUUGCUUAUCCAACCAAUCUUGCUUGUUAAUUUUCAGAUAGAUACAUUCGUAACGCGGUUCCAUUCGAAUCGCUUUCAAAAAAAGAUUGUGUUAUUUCAACAAAAUUUCAUUUUUCGCCGGCGAAUCGGCUAUGGAUUCCUUCAUUACAUAUGCUUGAAAAGGUCUGUGUACGCAUCUAUCUAUAUUGCUUUAUGUUUUUUAUCCUUUGAUACUCUUUCUGUUCAAAUUGGUUUCUAGGGUUAUAAUUUUGCGAAGGCCAGACGUAUUUUCUUUCAUUCCUUUCUGGCACAAGGGUUUUGGGUAUAAUUGAUGAAGAAAUCGACAUAGCAGGAUUACUAAUUUCUUGAUUAUAUAAUUGUUGAAACAAGUACAGAAUUGAUAUAGCCUGUUCGUCGGCCUAUAGAAAAUAAGAACAGAUAAAAAGCGAUGACAGAAGUCGAUCACUUGUUAGCAAAGAAAGUAGCUGACCGGUACCUGAAGCGUGAGGUUCUUGGAGAAGGUACCUAUGGUGUCGUCUACAAAGCUAUUGAUACUAAGACAGGACAAACUGUUGCAAUAAAGAAAAUCCGCCUUGGGAAGCAAAAGGAAGGGGUGAAUUUUACUGCUCUUAGAGAAAUUAAAUUACUGAAAGAGCUCAAGGAUCCAAAUAUAAUAGAGCUGAUUGAUGCUUUUCCUCAUAAAGGGAACUUGCAUCUUGUUUUUGAGUUUAUGGAGACUGACCUUGAAGCUGUAAUUCGGGAUAGGAACAUCGUUCUUUCGCCCACUGAUAUAAAGUCAUACCUUCAAAUGACGUUGAAAGGACUUGCCUUCUGCCACAAAAAAUGGGUUUUGCAUAGGGAUAUGAAACCAAAUAAUCUCUUGAUAGGACCUCGUGGACAACUUAAACUUGCAGAUUUUGGUCUUGCACGCAUAUUUGGUAGUCCGGAUAGAAGGUUUACUCACCAGGAGAGCAGUAUUAUCUGGUUUUUGCUCGAUGGUAUAGAGCACCUGAACUGUUAUUUGGUGCAAAGCAGUAUGGUCCUGGGGUUGAUGUUUGGGCAGCAGCUUGUAUAUUUGCUGAGCUCCUUCUCCGGCGCCCUUUUUUGCAGCAGUGACAUCGAUCAAUUAGGCAAAAUUUUUGCUGCAUUUGGGACUCCAAAACCUUCUCAAUGGCCAGAUAUGAUUUAUCUCCCUGAUUAUGUUGAAUACCAGUUCGUUCCUGGACAGCCACUUCGGACAUUGUUUCCAAUGGCCAGUGAUGAUGCCUUGGAUCUGCUAUCAAAGAUGUUUGCAUAUGAUCCGAAAGCUAGAAUUUCAGCACAACAGGCAUUAGAACAUAGGUACUUCUCUUCUGGACCUCCACCGACUGAACCAGCUUUGCUUCCACGACCUCCACCAAAAAAGGAGUCUGUAGAUUCAAAGCCCUCAGAUUUCAAUCCACUCGAAGGUCCUACUGUGUUAUCACCUACAAGGAAGUCAAGAAGAGUGAUGCCACACCCUGAAGGAUACGAAGGGAAUUCACGUCAACCAGAAAAGAUUGAUGACCAUGGAAAUGAAAGAAGUGGACCUGCACCAAUGUCACUCGAUUUUUCAGUCUUCGCAGCAAGGCCUCCAGCUAGACCAACAAUUAACAGUGCUGACAGAACCCAUCUGAAGAGAAAACUAGACCUUGAAUUCCAAAUCCCUGAAGAAGAUUGAUGGAAUCUGAUUAUCAUUCAAUAAAAGGUGCAGAGGAUGAGACAUGUAAGUCAUAACUUAAUCUUUGAUGCAUAUAUAUCUCAAGGGAGUAGUAACUAAAUAUGAGGAGGAUUCAACAUGUAUACUAACCACCUUCAUACAUAAUCAUGUUCUAUUGGAACCAUGUUCCAACUAUUGAGGGUAAUUUUUUUUUAACACACAAACUAUGUGGUAGCAGAGGGGUUGAGGUUGCAUGAUUAAUUUGUAUUGUUUUACAUAUUCUGUUUUACAGUAUCACUUAUGUUAAAGGCUUGCCUUAUUUCUGUUGAUUUUUGAGUUUUGAAUGAAAAGAGGAUCUUG
This is a messenger RNA of Cynara cardunculus var. scolymus (artichoke), 2143 nucleotides long. RefSeq names its product cyclin-dependent kinase D-3. Gene Ontology annotation, biological process: positive regulation of transcription by RNA polymerase II; protein phosphorylation. Gene Ontology annotation, cellular component: transcription factor TFIIH holo complex; nucleus; cytoplasm. NCBI's taxonomy places the organism in Eukaryota, Viridiplantae, Streptophyta, Magnoliopsida, Asterales, Asteraceae. Gene Ontology annotation, molecular function: RNA polymerase II CTD heptapeptide repeat kinase activity; ATP binding; cyclin-dependent protein serine/threonine kinase activity. The record is from RefSeq and is a predicted model, not a curated record. The transcript is spliced from 8 exons. The coding region runs from base 554 to 1804 and encodes 416 amino acids.